This is a messenger RNA of Drosophila erecta, 5666 nucleotides long. RefSeq names its product tau-tubulin kinase homolog Asator (gene Asator). The coding region runs from base 436 to 4587 and encodes 1383 amino acids. NCBI's taxonomy places the organism in Eukaryota, Metazoa, Arthropoda, Insecta, Diptera, Drosophilidae. Gene Ontology annotation, molecular function: protein serine/threonine kinase activity; ATP binding. Gene Ontology annotation, cellular component: cytoplasm; nucleus. The transcript has 15 exons. Gene Ontology annotation, biological process: peptidyl-serine phosphorylation; signal transduction. The record is from RefSeq and is a predicted model, not a curated record.
UAGCAAUGUACAAAAAUAAAGUGACGUUCUAACACCUGACUUUCCUUACAAAAAUUUAAUUUCCUUUAAAUACGAACACAAAUCAUAUAUAUUUUAAAAUAAUUCGUUCUUGGACAGAUCGUCUCAAAUGGCUGCAAGAAUGGCUAAAGAUAGCUGUUUAUGUUUUCACCUACAUACAUAUACACUCAUUUCUGAUUACCGUAGUAUGCCGAAAGAUACAGCGGGAAGCAAUAUAUUUGUUUUUAAGUAAAAGCUUUCGUACACAAUUGGGAAGAUUUUGGAUAGUAAUUUAUUUUUAUUGUGCAAACAAAAGUUCUGAAAAUACAGAUACAAAUCGAUUGUAUUUUGAACCUCUCAAAGCAGAGAAACAAAAAAAUAAAUGAAAUCUAGGUUCCGAAAUAUUCAAGUUUAAAAACAGCACAGAUUGCAGCCAGCAUGCAUUUGCAGGAGUACCUCAGAAACGACGAAAAUGCAGCCGCACCCGACGAUGGAAAUCAAUCAUGUCAGCCUUCUUCCAACCAGGAUCAUUACCUAAUUCCUAACCGUAAUUGCCAAAAGAACCUGUUAAGGCUUCACCCGCCACCCCCAUCUAAACCACCGCCGCUUGUUGGUGCCAUCCUGCAAACCCGUCUUCUGCAUCAGAUAAACUCAGCCGCGUUUGCAGAUACGGAUGCAGACUUGAAUGCAAUACAGGAGUGUCGGUACCCAAAUGUCCUGCAGCGGUCAGCAACUUUGCCAGCAAAAAACAACCGCUUAGGGGUUCGAAGCCGCGUGACCUUUAAGGUCCCAACGUCCAACCACCCUGCUCACGAUUCAGAUUUUCAUCUACCCCAAACUCAGGUUGCAGUCGCCGGAAAGGCCAGAAUAUUGGUAGAAGCCAAGGAUAAGGAGUCCGUCAAAAUGACGUCCGAGGAUUUGCUGCAGCCAGGUCAUGUUGUAAAGGAGCGAUGGAAGGUAGUCCGUAAAAUUGGUGGAGGCGGCUUUGGAGAGAUAUACGAGGGUCAAGAUCUAAUUACCCGUGAACAAGUCGCACUUAAAGUGGAGUCCGCCCGCCAGCCCAAACAGGUGCUCAAAAUGGAAGUCGCAGUUCUUAAGAAAUUGCAGGGCAAGGAGCACGUAUGUCGAUUCAUCGGAUGCGGGCGGAAUGAUCGAUUUAACUACGUGGUGAUGCAGCUUCAAGGAAAGAAUUUAGCUGAACUCCGUCGAGCUCAGCCGCGAGGCGCCUUUUCGCUUAGUACAACACUUAGGUUAGGGUUACAAAUUUUAAAGGCCAUUGAAUCCAUUCAUUCAGUGGGAUUUCUUCAUCGUGAUAUUAAACCGAGCAAUUUUUCUGUGGGUCGUUUGCCUUAUAAUUGUCGACGUGUCUAUAUGCUUGACUUUGGAUUGGCGCGUCAGUAUACCACUGGCACAGGGGAAGUGCGGUGUCCAAGAGCUGCUGCCGGUUUUCGUGGUACGGUUCGUUAUGCUUCUAUUAAUGCACACCGAAAUAGAGAAAUGGGACGCCAUGAUGAUCUGUGGUCAUUGUUUUAUAUGCUCGUUGAGUUUGUAAAUGGACAAUUGCCAUGGCGAAAAAUAAAAGACAAGGAGCAAGUUGGGUUGACAAAGGAAAAAUAUGACCACCGAAUAUUGUUAAAGCAUUUGCCUUCAGAUUUGAAGCAAUUUCUGGAGCACAUUCAAUCGCUUACAUAUGCAGACCGCCCGGACUACGCGAUGCUUAUCGGUUUGUUUGAGAGGUGUAUGAAAAGACGUGGCGUCAAAGAGUCGGAUCCAUAUGAUUGGGAAAAAGUGGAUUCCACGGCGAUUGGAAACAUAAGUGCAACAAGCAACCCAUCAAUUCCUAUAAAAAACGAUUACAUGCACGGAAAUAUUACACAAAUGACUGUGGCAGCAUCUAACGCAAGUGGCACAGAUUACGCACGGAAGCGAGCUGAAAUCGAAACCGCCCAUAUUACAGCGACCGAUCCCCUUAAUAUAAAAGAAAAAGUUGAUAAAAACUGCAAUGCAACUUCACUAGCAACUCCAGCAAAAGGAUCUGGUGACGCCAUCGUACCACAUGGUAAUACUGCAAAUAAUCAAAAUAUCACAACAAAAAGACUGCAACAGCAGUCUACAUUAACCACAAAUUCCCAAGUAGCCAUACCAAAUAUCCAAGUGCACCAAAGGGAGGAUGUACAGUAUACAAAGUUGGAAGAGAGGGCACCGACAAAAUUGUUACCAAUGAAACCUAAUGGAGAGUGUGAUAAUAUAGUUGAUAUUGCUGGAAAAUGUAUAUUUGAACAAAAACAUUUAGAAUCAAAUGAUACUGAGAUAGCUGGCAGAGCUUACUUGAGCGGGGUCGAACAGCAUCAAAAGUCUCAAAUAAAAAAAUAUAAUUCACCUGAGAUAACCAAUAAGCAGUCACAGAGACCUGGGACAGUAACACACGAAAAGACCUCUGAGGCCAAUCGGUCAGCGGAGGAACAAAAAUCAACAUUUGGGCGACUACGUGUGCUCACAGCCCCGCCAAUGAGUGUACAUGAUCUAACAGCGGGUGGAGGUCAUGGCCAGCAAGUGUCGGAUUUAUCAGGAAAACAAGAUCAAUGUACUGCCAGCACCAAUGCUGCUCCAAUAGGUGGAAGCAGCUCGUCCACAAAAUUUUGCACCCAGCAUGUUCAAAUUUUUGGAAUGGCAGCCAUGCCGCCGAUUAAUCGCCGUUCUGCAACAUCCACCAAUUUACGCCCAUCUUCCUCUGGAGUAAAUACCAAUUCAAGUCAAAGGAUAAACUGUGGAUCGACAGUUAGUGGAGGAGUUGGUACCGGAAGCAACACUGCCAGAAGCAGCGUUGCAGGUGAUCAUUCGGUCACUCAAUUUGCUUUAAUAGACGACGAGAACGUUUCUGCUUUGCAACAAGUAACCAAAGGAGGAGCUCUCACGUUGGCAUCGCAAUGGAAGAGUCAGUUCGAUGACUCUGAGGAUACUACUGAUAACGAAUGGAAUAGAGAACACCAGUUGCAACCCAAUUUGGAGCAAUUGAUUAAACUGGAUAUAUCAUUGCCCCUAAAUGAAGCCAAACCAUUUGCGAAACAUGUCGUCGCUGAUACAAGCAAAUCAACAAAUCUUCCAGUCCAAGCAAUGGAAAGACCGAAGAGGUACACACUGAAUAUAAAAGGAAUUGAGAAUUAUGAAGCUUUAAGAAUCUCCAUACCAAACUGCUGGUCCGAGCCUGCAAUGGGUAGUGUAUUACGAAAGAGCUUGGAGCCUCCGGCUGUGCAACAAGCCGCAUUUGAUGACACAGUAUAUCGCAUGGAUAUUGCGAGGAAUGUCUGCGUGCGAGAAACAUAUUCGGAAAGCACUCAUUUAGCUAAGGCUAAGCCUACCACUUCGUUGGUUUUAAGGAAUAUGCUACCAUCUCCUUUUAAAAAGGAUUCAGCAUUUCACUUAAAUAAUACUAAUGACAGUCAUGAUAAAUCGAAACAUCGAAGCAGCCUUCCCAAUGUUUCAGUUAACGAUAUUUUUGAUGACCAACUAGUGCAAUCGAAUUCCGAUGCAAUGCUUGCUGAGGACGCUAAAAUGCCCUGGCGAGUACAGACAAAGACAUGCCAAAGAAAUUUGGGUUUAGGAUCAGCGAUCCAGGAAAACAACUGUUGCAUUAGUGGGCGACUAGAAAUUCGUGUUAUCCCUAAAGAAACCUCUCAUCCGGAUGAUUCUGUUUACUAUGAUGCAAUGGGAGCUGUUAAAAAUACUCAAACCGCUAAUGAAAGACAAAACCAUUCUGAUCCAGUCGUUAUAAACAGUGAUGAAAUGGAGGCAAUUAGUAAAAGUAUGAAACCACCCGACAAGGACACAACCGAAGAGCGAAUCGGAGCUAGUUUAUGUAGCCUAUAUUCUACCGGGGGAAAUAAACUAAAGUUAAAUGGAAACAUUCUAAUGAGCAACAUAAUAAGUGAUCAUGAAAAUAGCAGCGCAGCUGUCCCCAAAACUCAACUUACAAAAGGCAGCAAUGACGGUUUCGGAGAGAAUGAGUCAGGAUGUGAUCUACCGCUACUGAAUCCAAGCAAAAUUCCAGUACGCCAAUCAAAAUGUGCAUCUUGGGCAGGUUCUGAUUUUAUAAAUGCAUCUAAGACACUUGAGUCCGUUGAAGUUCCACAGGAAGUCCCUUACCAUCCACAGUCUGACACGCCAGAUUCAGUAAUGGAUAUUAUACCUGUUCGAAAAACCACUUACUCCAUUGCUUUAGAAUAUCCUCCUAAUAUAACGGAUCUUACACCAGGCUUACGUCGGCGUAGGGAAUCAACUGAAGGAAAGUAUGUCACGGACCCAACACAAUUGCCAUUAAAAUUCCAAAGACCUCGAUCUCGAACUUCUAGCAGAACCCGUGGCAUUCCAAAUGCAAUGUUUGAAAAUUCUGAUGAUAACUGCACUGUAAUAAACGCAGAAAAAACUGGACAUGAUGGACUUCAUGUCGUAAAAAUAGAAGAACUAAAUAAUUUUACAACCAAAGAAUAUUCUUCUGAGCUACACCCUAAAUGCACCAUUUUACCACCACCGGGUGCUCCAAAAACUGAAAAUAGUGCGCGACUUCGUCGUUACAGGCAUAAUUUAGAAUAAUCAAAUAACUCCAGGCUAAAUUAAAUAUGGUGGCUAAAUUCUAAAACUGAUUUAGUUUAUUUUUGGACUGCUGUGUGACGAACAAUAGCAUUCAUAUCUUUAUUGUGAGUCAAUAUUUUGUUGUACUUAGAAACAAAAGUUCUUAUUUUUGCCAUUUACAAUAGAAAAUGUAUAUUAUCCGAAAGUAAAUACAAUGGAUUUUAAAAGCGUUCGCAAAUAACACCUGGAUUUCAUCAAAUUCUAACCUACAAUUUUUUUGUCUAGCUCCUAAAUCGCCUUUUGUAAUUGGUUCACAUGCGUAUUGGUUCAGAAAAUGUUGUUUUGGUGCUGAAUGUUGAGAUUCUAAUCUCUCUCUUGACAUCUAGGGCGGUUAAAUGGCAUAGUCUUCCGGUUUAAUAAAACUAACUUUUUAAGUGCUCUAUACCGAAGUGUAUGCCGAUUAUUCUUAGCAUAUUAUUUCGAUUGGGUCCGUUCCAACUUAAAUACUACAUGCUAAAAAAAUAAGAGUUAUUUAUGUUAACAAACGGACAGAUAUGGCUAGAUCGACUCUGUUGAUGAAUAUAUAUAUACCUUAAGGGGAGACGUCAAUUUCAUCGUUGUAACUCAAUUUAGAUAUUUAAAAAGAUAACUUUUGUUUUUCAAAUGACAGUGUAACCCAGCGGCAGUUUCGUUAAUAUGUACUGUGGGUAUUUAUUUCAUUUAAAUAUAAUUUGUCAUCGAGCUUAUUUAUGAUUUCAUAAAAUAAAAAGCCAUCAAAUAAUUAUAAAUCCCAAAACUUAUGUUGAAUGUUUAUAUGUACAAGAUAAGAACUAUAAAAACACAAAUAUUGGAUGCCUCUACCAAUUUCUCUACUAAAUAAAUUAAAAUAUCGUAAAUUAAAAGCCAUGGAGUAGGACACAUUGUCGUACUUAACUGAAAAUUUAGUAAUAGCCAAUUUUCAUUUAUAUUUAAUAACCACCUCUCACUAAUAAAAUGCGUUAAGUUUUUCAAUAUAUACUUUGUUAUUAGUUGUACAGCCAAUGAUCCCGGCGUAAUUUUCAUUUCGGGAAUUUGUGUGUCCUGAACCUCAAAAGUGAUUU